AAUCUCGCGGGACACCGGGGGGGGGGGGGGGACGGAGGCGGGGACAUCCUGCUAACAACAUGGCGGCCGAGCGGUUGUCCUGAUAUGUCGGCGAUGUGUGCAGCCAGUUAGUGCGGGAACGUCGGGGAUCAGUUACAUGUGAAGGAAGAAUUUCAAAUGAAAAGAAAAUGAGUGGGGGUCUGGCACCAAGCAAAAGCACAGUAUAUGUAUCAAAUUUGCCAUUUUCACUGACAAAUAGUGAUCUGCACAAGAUUUUUUCCAAGUAUGGCACAGUUGUAAAAGUUACAGUACUGAGGGACAAGGAUUCCAGGAAAAGCAAAGGUGUGGCAUUUGUUCUGUUCCUCGACAGAGAAUCAGCAUAUAACUGUACUAGGGCAUUGAAUAACAAGCAAUUGUUUGGCAGAACAGUGAAGGCGAGCAUUGCAGUCGACAAUGGCAGAGCAUCUGAAUUCAUCAGAAGGCGCAAUUAUACUGACAAAUCCAGAUGUUACGAAUGUGGAGAAUAUGGUCAUUUGAGCUAUGCUUGUCCAAAAAAUAUGCUUGGAGAGCGAGAGCCCCCCAAAAAGAAAGAGAAGAAGAAAAAGAAAAAAGUCAGUGAACCAGAAGAAAUUGAAGAGGAAGAGGAGGAAGAAAGUGAAGAUGAAGGAGAAGACCCUGCUCUUGACAGCUUAAGCCAAGCCAUUGCUGUCCAGCAAGCAAAAAUUGAGGAGGAAGAACUCAGACGUAAACAGACAGCUGGUGACGCAAGUGAAUGUUCAACAUCUGAACUGUCAAAGCGCCCACGGAUAAAAAAAAGUGCAUACUUCAGCGAUGAAGAGGAGUUGAGUGACUAGAUUGUUUUUCAUUACAGUGAGGGUUAGACACAUAUUUAAAUGGAGAAAGGGUGUUUAAAUGGUCCAGGUUAAUUAGACCAGAAUUCAAGGCUUCUUGGGUACUUGCGACCAUCGCAAAUAUAUGGACUGAAUAUUUUGAUGCAUUUUGGAAUUUUUGAUUUUUUUUUCUUUUUAAUACUUCCUAUAUUCAUAGUGAGAAGAUUAUUAUGAAGCAUGCCAACAGCUUCCAUAUCUUAAUGCUUCACAGCAAGUACAGAUAAACGAACAUGUUUUUGUGUGUGGUAGCCAAAUGUUAAUAGUAAUGUCACUUUUAUGGGUUGAAUCUCAUUGUAAAGAUCACAAUCAUGGAAGCCUUUGUUGCUGUCUAAUGCAAAAUUGUUGUUUAUUCCCUCUAAGAAUACACUUUACAAAAUUCUGCCAAUGUGAAUGAAACAGAGUUGUUUCAGACAUGACAUCAUUCCCACUUCAGAAAUAAAAGUGGGAAUUAAUUCACAUUUGAAAUGGCAGUUUUUUAAAAAAAUUGUGCAGAAAGGUAUUGUUGUCCAAUAAUAGUUUAUUAGCCUAAAAUCUUGCUUGCAUCAUAAAUGUUAUAUAAGGGUCGGUAAAAGCAACUUCAAAGCCUCUUACCAUGUGAAUAGUUCAUUCAGUCUGGUGUGCAGUUAUCAAUAACUGUAAUGUCUGAGGUCAUUGUAAUUUCAUUUCAAAAGAUCACACAGUGAACUCAGGUUCAUUGAAAAUUUUUCCUUUUUUAAUAUUCAUUUCUUUGAACCUGUAAGAAGUUGUUCAUAUUGUUUUAUUUAAUGGCAACUUUCAUUUUCGUUGCAUGUCUGGUGCAACUAUCUCAUAAGAAAGCUUUGAGACCUUUUGAUUUUAAUUAGAAUUGCAAAAGAAAAGCUCUUCUGUCCUGUUUCGGACCAGGUACUGGAAAGUUGCAUGCAACCUCCAUCGGUCAUUAAAUUCUAACCUCACCCAAUGUCUUGUAUCAAUUGAGCCUUGUGGACUUAAAUCAGUGGUGUUUGAAUAACUGUGUAUUGAACACUUACACCUCAUAAGCCCUCAGGCUGUCCCUAAAAGCUAUUUUAUUUGCACAUGUAUUCUUAUUUAGUGGUUUUUCCUAUUUUAAUUUUCAGUGUUUAAUUUUUCAAAAAAAUUGUUUGUUGUUACUUUACCUGCAAUAGCCAUUUGUAUCUGAAGCUGGACAUGUAUGCUAAUUAAUGGUAAUAGUAAUUUCAACUUUACAAGAUCCCAGCAAUGAUCUCGUGUGCAUUUAAGCAGCCCAGAAGGACAUGAGCCUUGAUCCUCUGGUCUUAAAGGGACAUACUGGUUUAAACAUAUCUCAGCAGCACAAAAACAAAAUGUAUCACUUGAUGUACUGAUUCUGUCUUUGUUAAACAGUGCAUCAUCCAAGUUCCCAAGAGCUUAGGUGUGGAAGAUCAACUAGUAUAUGUGAAUAAAGAAUAAACAGAACUGGUAAAUGA
Pristis pectinata (smalltooth sawfish) is the source of this 2311-nucleotide messenger RNA. It is a transcript of the gene zcrb1, whose product is annotated as zinc finger CCHC-type and RNA binding motif 1. Gene Ontology annotation, biological process: mRNA splicing, via spliceosome. Gene Ontology annotation, molecular function: RNA binding; zinc ion binding. Lineage: Eukaryota; Metazoa; Chordata; Chondrichthyes; Rhinopristiformes; Pristidae. Gene Ontology annotation, cellular component: U12-type spliceosomal complex. The transcript is spliced from 8 exons. The record is from RefSeq and is a predicted model, not a curated record. The coding region runs from base 168 to 833 and encodes 221 amino acids.